Messenger RNA from Knipowitschia caucasica, 294 nucleotides. The record is from the annotation of a GenBank genome assembly. NCBI's taxonomy places the organism in Eukaryota, Metazoa, Chordata, Actinopteri, Gobiiformes, Gobiidae.
AUGUUUGGGGCGGUUGAUUGCACCUCACUCAGCAACUGUGCCGACAUGGCGUACGGGAUUAAAGCUGCAAAAUGGCGUGUGUCACGGCCCUUCACGCCCUGGGGCCCCCCGCUAACAUGUGAGAGCCAACAUGCCUCUGCUGGCUAUCAUCUCCCAUCUCCCCCUGUCACGGCGAGGAGACAGGCAGCCAUCACACCAGCUGACAACUCGUAUUCACGUCAAGCCAGCAUCAAGCAGGGUCCGGGCCGAUCAGAGCUGACUCGACGCAGAGCUGCUCCAAAAGUGGAUAUCUGA